This is a messenger RNA of Phalaenopsis equestris, 1017 nucleotides long. RefSeq names its product reticulon-like protein B12. The record is from RefSeq and is a predicted model, not a curated record. NCBI's taxonomy places the organism in Eukaryota, Viridiplantae, Streptophyta, Magnoliopsida, Asparagales, Orchidaceae. The transcript has 4 exons. The coding region runs from base 261 to 875 and encodes 204 amino acids.
UGACUCACAUUUUCACAUCCGACCCCUCUUCUUUUCCACCUAACAGCACUGGAAAGUGGCCUGCGUGCAUUUGUUUUCCAUAUACCAGUAGAAGGAACAAAGAUGACGAACGACUAUGGUGGUUCCUCUGCUUUUAGGCUGGAAACCCAUAUAUUCCAACCCCACCUCCCCUGUCGACAUUCUCAUCAUUGUCAGAGCUCAUACCUUCUUCACUAUUCUGCAUCUCACAACCAUCGGCGGCCUUUUUGUUGCUUUGUUGCAUGGGAUCUCGGAGGCGGAGAAGUGUCCACGAGCUGCUCGGCGGCGGACUGCUUGCAGAUGUGAUUCUUUGGAGAAGAAGGCAUAUCACGAUUGGAAUACUGCUUGGAACCUUUGCGGCUUGGGUGAUAUUUGAGUUAUCUGGAUAUACUCUUUUGUCACUUGUAUCAAGGGUUUUGUUGCUGCUGGUGACUAUUCUCUUUGUGUGGGCAAAGGCAGCGGGGGUUCUCAACAGGCCACCUCCACCCUUACCAGAGUUGCAUAUUACUGAAGAGGCGACAAAUCUUGCAGCAGAUUUUUUUCGAACCAAGAUAAACAGUAUUCUUUCUGCUUCCCGAGAUAUCGCACUUGGCAGAGAUCCAAACCUUUUUUGUAAGGUUGUGGCAUGCCUAUGGCUAAUUUCUGUUGUCAGCAGUUGGACUGAUUUUCUUACCUUAUCGUACAGCGGUCUGGCUGUAAUUUUGACAAUCCCUGUAUUAUAUGAGAAGUACGAAGAUAUCAUUGACAAAUAUCUGCUCCUGGCCUAUACAAAGCUCAAGAUUAUAUAUGAGAAAUUGGACGGGGACUGUUCAGGAAAGGUAAAGAAAUGGAUUCUGGAGAAUGGGAAAUUAAGCUGAUGGCUGAUGCCUGUUUCAAUCUCUUCGUUAUAAUGAUAACUUCUUUUUGUUUUCACAUUAUUUUGAAAUUGUCAGAUGAUGGCGUAUUUUGCAUCAGGAGUGGAGAGUUUUCCUAUUUUUAAUUUUGAGAUGGUUUGGUGUU